CCUUGCGUCUGACGUCAUACGGUGCGGGCCGGGAGCGGACGUGCAGGGUUAUUCCGCCCGGGGUUUGGAGGUCCAGGGGAGCGCGCGUAGGCGUCUCGGUUUGAAAUGCAGCGGGAUUUAGGUAGCUUCCCGUUGUCCCCAGCGGUGCGGGUGAAGCUGGUCUCCGCAGGUUUCCAGACUGCUGAGGAACUCCUGGAGGUGAAACCCUCCGAGCUCAGCAAAGAAGCUGGGAUAUCUAAAGAAGAAGCUUUAGAAACACUGCAAAUUAUAAGAAGAGAAUAUCUCACAAAUAUACCAAGAUAUGCUGGUACAUCUGAAUCAGGCAAGAAGUGUACAGCACUGGAACUUCUUGAGCAGGAGCAUACCCAGGGCUUCAUAAUUACCUUCUGUUCAGCACUAGAUAAUAUUCUUGGGGGUGGAAUACCCUUAACCAAAACAACAGAAAUUUGUGGUGCACCAGGUGUUGGAAAAACACAGUUAUGUCUGCAGUUGGCAGUAGAUGUGCAGAUACCAGAAUGUUUUGGAGGAGUAGCAGGUGAAGCAGUUUUUAUUGACACAGAGGGAAGUUUUAUGGUUGAUAGAGUGGUAGAUCUUGCUACUGCCUGCAUUCAGCACCUUCAGCUUAUAGCAGGAACACACAUGGGAGAGGAGCACCAAAAAGCUUUGGAGAAUUUCACUCUUGAAAAUAUUCUUUCCCAUAUUUAUUAUUUUCGUUGUCAUGACUACACAGAGCUACUGGCACGAGUUUAUCUUCUUCCAGACUUCCUUUCAGAACACUCAAAGGUUCGAUUAGUGAUAGUGGAUGGUAUUGCUUUUCCUUUUCGUCAUGACCUAGAUGACCUAUCCCUCCGUACUCGGUUACUAAAUGGACUUGCCCAGCAAAUGAUCAGCCUUGCAAAUAAUCACAGAUUAGCUGUAAUUUUAACCAAUCAAAUGACAACAAAGAUUGAUAAAAAUCAAGCCUCACUGAUUCCUGCUUUAGGGGAAAGUUGGGGACAUGCUGCUACAAUACGGCUAAUCUUUCACUGGGACCGAAAGCAGAGGUUGGCAACAUUGUGCAAAUCACCAAGCCAGAAGGAAUCUACAGUACUGUUUCAAAUCACACCUCAGGGAUUUAGAGAUGCUCUUGUUGCUACUGCAUGUUCGUUGCCAAUGGAGCCUUCACUGAAUUCCCGCAAACGGUCACGAGAAUCAGAGAAAGAGGCACAGGAAUCCGAAGACUAAUCUCAGAGUAUAGAAAAUGUGUUGAUGCUCUGAGAUUCCGUGUGUACAAGUCAUAGACUCAUUACUUUAAAAUAUAAAUAAACAUCGUGACAUGAAUGAAUCAGGAAUAUACUGAAGCAAAUGGGAAAAAAUUAAGGAAUAUGAUUCUCUGAAAAAGUUCUUCUAACGCAGUGUUCUACAAUUAUAUUUUGUCCUGUUUUCAUUUUCAGUAAUAGUCAGUAGAGAUGAUAUAGGCGUUGUAUUUCACAAAUGUGAAAAGCUGAUCUCGUGGCCUAUCUGAAUUUACCAUUCAGAAUUUUUUUUCCCCUUUCUUUGCCAGUUGUCUAGGAAAUCCUAGGAAGAAGUUUUUUUUCAUAUUCCAGUUGUGUUCUCCUCUAUAAAUGUAGCUUUGAUAAUUCUUUAAAAUGACAGGCUUUUAAACCUUUUAAAGAGAAGCCAAGGCCAUGCAUGAGUCAGCAUAUCAUUACAUUAUAUAAAUAUAUAAAUCGGUUUGGCCAUCUAAAAUUGUUUGAGUGGAAUAUUUUGAUGGUUCUUUGCCUGCUUGCCUACUGUGCUCCUAGAGGACAAAAUAAUAGAAUUAUAGUUUAAAAAAAACAAAACCGAAAACCUGAAUUUAAACUAUGAAAUCAGUCAUCUGAACUAAUUAAUUAAAGUUUGUGUAUUUUUUUUCCCCCAAGCAGGUUGGCAGCAUUGUACAAAUCACCAAGCCAGAAGAAAUCCACAAUACUGUUUCAAAUCACCGUCAGUAUUAUUUAAUUAGAGUGGGAUUUAGGUGAACAAACAAUUUUAGAUGACCAAACCCCUUUUAGAGACCUCAAUCCUAAUAUCUAAGCCAUUUGUUUAAUUUUCUAUUAUUUUAUAAUGUUAAAGGAAGAACUUUGAAGGUGUUAUCUCAUCUAGAAAUUGUUUAGAAGAUACAUUUUUCCAGAAUAGUCAGGUUGAUAAGCUCACAAUUAUUUAUUUCUACAUUUUUAAAGCCUGCAAUGAUCCAUUCUAGAAUUCUAGGUGUAUUGACUUUUUUUCUUUUAAACAAUCUUAACUCUAUUUGAAUAAAUUAAAAUUUUGGAUUCUUGAAUGGUUUCAGAAUCAUCUAAAAAUCUUUUGGCAUCUGGUUCUUCUUAAUACUUCUCAAUUCAUUCACAAGUUUGGUUCCCAGCGGAAGGAAGUUUAAAUAAUUCAGUAUUAUAUACUUUGACAACCAUAUUUUCCAGAUUGUAGUGACAGGUGGUAUUUCCUGUCCCAGACUGUACAUCAAAUUUAUAAAAUUUAUUCAAUGUAACUAUUCUGCAGUUGACUGUACAUAGAGUAGCCAUUGUUUACCAGGACUUUUUUAAAAGUGAAAGGGAUCAUAGCUAACAAUUAUACCAGGACAAUGAGUAUAAAAUUUC
Messenger RNA from Trichechus manatus latirostris (Florida manatee), 2612 nucleotides. RefSeq names its product RAD51 paralog C (gene RAD51C). Gene Ontology annotation, molecular function: crossover junction DNA endonuclease activity; ATP binding; four-way junction DNA binding. NCBI's taxonomy places the organism in Eukaryota, Metazoa, Chordata, Mammalia, Sirenia, Trichechidae. The record is from RefSeq and is a predicted model, not a curated record. The transcript is spliced from 9 exons. Gene Ontology annotation, cellular component: Rad51C-XRCC3 complex; replication fork; Rad51B-Rad51C-Rad51D-XRCC2 complex. Gene Ontology annotation, biological process: meiotic DNA recombinase assembly; reciprocal meiotic recombination; DNA repair. Bases 106 to 1224 code for a protein of 372 amino acids.